UUCUCAACAAGACUCCCUGUUGAUUUUCAAAGAAGCAAAAUUCGUCGGAUGGAAGGAGGACCCAUGCCAUUGCCAGAGAUCAAGAGGUAGGCGGAGGAUACCCCUUAGAGUCACUGUCAAUGAUCAAAGAUCGCAUACCCAUCCUGUCUUUAGGAGGCUCCUUCCAUUGAUACUUGCCGUUUUGACUUGGGUCACUGUGCUUGGUCGAUACAUAACCACCUGAGGUAUCAAGUACUCGUAUCAUUUUUGUUGGUCAAAGCCCUCUACUACCUGUUUGAGUCAAGAACUUUAGGAGGCUCCUUCCCUUGAUAUUUGCCAUUUUGAAGAAGAUAAGCCGUCAUAGAAAGCAUGCCAAAGCAUCUAUACGAAGACGAGGCUUUGGCCCAGGAGGUGUAUCAGGAGCAAAAUGAUACUCGUUACGCGAAACAGGUGGAACAAGAGCUAGAAGAUGAAGAACUAGCGCGACAACUAGCCCGAGCAGAGGAAAGGGCCCUAGCCGCAGAGGAACGUGCUCGAGGACGACCUCCUGCUCGUCCGUGGACCCUGCGACGAGUCCUCUCCUACGUAGUUCCGUUGAUUAUUGUGGUUGUGGGCACUAUUGCAUUGGUGUAUGCCAUGAAAGCGGAUGACACCGAAGUGCCGCCUUCACCCACGCUUGGCAUUCCCUUUUUUGAAGACCAAGAUCCAUGGGAGGGACUAACGCCCAACGAGGUAGUUCGGUGGAACAAUGGCGGAUCAGGAGGUCUAAAGUUGGAUGUGGUAGACGCGUUGGAUGGAAAAUGGGAGGAUAUAUUUCACGCAGUUGUCAAGGACUAUGAUGAAGGAGCUCCUAGAGCCCUGGCUCUGUCCACCGAAAAGCAGGGACACGAUCCUGAAUGCGAGCCAAUCGACAAUAAAUCAAAAGUCUGCAACGGAAACUACGGGGAUACCCAGUGGCGAGGGAUCAAUCAGGUCUUGAUCCAGAAUGGCUUCAUUGUGGCAGCAACAUCCAAAAUGAACGAGUUUUAUCUGGCAAAGGCAACAAACCCACAGAAGAGGUACACCAUGUGCCACGAGAUGGGCCACUCCUUUGGUCUCCCACAUACUGACGAAGACUUCUUCAACGAAGACCUGGGAAACUGUAUGGAUUACACGAGCAAUCCAGCUGCAAACGUUAGCCCCGAUCACUCAAAUUUCGUGUUUCUAAAGGAUCUGUACGGAACGACACCAGGCACCGCCAGAGCUUUGAAACAGUCAGAUUCUCCAUCACGUGUGUCGCAGAUUCUCAAUCACAGGCGAAUCCCCGACGACAUUAAGGCCCAGCUCAAGGAGAUUUCUCUUCAGUUUGAAAACCGUUCCUUCGAUGAAAAGCCCCGCACGAGGGCGUGGAGGUUAUUGCUGCGGAACGAGGAUGCAGAGGCUCACGAUGUGGCCCUCGGAAAUGGUUGGUCAGUGCGAAUGCACAAACUGCUAGCUUCUGACGAAAGCGACUAGUCAAUGAAUGGCUGCUGGCUUGUCCUUGCUGUUGCCACUUGGCUCCACUCGAGCUGGAACAGAGACAGGAUCGAAUAGUUGAGAAAGAUAUCUCUUAUUGAUAUAUUAUGUGUGUCUACUACACAUCAUGUCCGUGCCGGUAGCAGUACAAGCACCUUUGCAUAGUUUACAACUGUGUUCAUACUACACUACCUUUUUUUGUUACGAGAAUCUUGGCAGCAUUGGAUUGAUUCCUUGAGUAGCUAGCUAGACU
This is a messenger RNA of Seminavis robusta, 1726 nucleotides long. NCBI's taxonomy places the organism in Eukaryota, Bacillariophyta, Bacillariophyceae, Naviculales, Naviculaceae. The record is from the annotation of a GenBank genome assembly.